This is a messenger RNA of Monodelphis domestica (gray short-tailed opossum), 7263 nucleotides long. It is a transcript of the gene LRTM3, whose product is annotated as leucine rich repeat transmembrane protein 3. The record is from RefSeq and is a predicted model, not a curated record. NCBI's taxonomy places the organism in Eukaryota, Metazoa, Chordata, Mammalia, Didelphimorphia, Didelphidae.
UCACUGUUGUUACAUUUGGUAGCACAAUGGGCUUGUAGUGAUACUUUCCUCUGACAGGGCACUGAAUGUGGUUAUGAAAAAUGGCUAUUCCAACUAUAAGUGUUUUCAGGCAUUCUAAUUUGAUGACUUAAGAAUGGAACAGCAACCCACAACUAUUAGAAGCAUUAUAUUAAUAUACAAAAGUGAUAUUAUUGUGUCAAAGAAGGAGAGCUAAUAAUAAUGGAUGAAGAAACAGUUGCUGUGUUAUGGGAGAAUCUUGAGUCCUGGAUUUCUGACUAUGACUGGAAAUCUGCUUUCAUUAUGACUUUCCUGGUCAUUGCUUUUGAGUUAUUCCUCCUAGAACUUUGUAGGACUUGUCAGAAAAAGAUUGCAGAAAAAAAUAUCCAGAAGGAGAGCAGUUCAAAUUCCUUGAAGGAAGAAGAUACUUUUCUGAAAAACUUGGGAUAUGAGAACUGGCCACGUGCUCCAUUACCUCCAAAAAAAGGGCCUGGAGCUUUGUCAAGGAGUCAACUUCUGUCUUCAGUUGACCCCCAGCAUCCAGAAGGCACCUUUAAUGAAAUAUUUUCAACUUCAUAUGAAUGGUCAGGUACUAGUGAUAAUGAAAGCCCAGUGAGUUGGUCUAGUGGCAAUGGAAGUCAGACAUCAUUUUCAAGUGAGGAAAUUUCAUCUUCUUCAUUUGUCGAUAUAGUACACAAGAAGCCCCGUCCCAACUAUAAAAGAUUUUCAUGUUGUAUGCUUGAAACACCAUCUUACUUGAAAAAAUCACUGCCAAUGAAGAAAAAAUACCCAAGUAAAAAUAAGAAUGUACAAUUUUCUUCUGAUCAUAACCUUUGGAAAAAACCCAGGAUAACAUUAGAAAAUGAUUGGACACCAUGCCCUUUAGCUCAUUUAUAUCUUCCCAAAAACCAAAUCAAGCUUCUAGAAGAGAAUUUAAGAAAUCAAAUCCCUUCAAAAUCCCAGCCUGUGAUAAUGAUUAAAACUACUUACCAAGGCUCAAAGUUUACUAAAUUGAAUCAAGCAUCAUUUUCAUCAGAAGAAACUUCCAGUAAAAGACAGAAAAUGCCUCAAGAGUUAUCUUACCACCAAGGUGAUAUCAAGCCCAAAGGUUUUUUCUUUCCUCAGGAUUCCGUACAAUCUGCAGUUUUAAUCCGGUCUGAAGUCCCAGGCUGGGUCCAAUCUUGCAAUCUGACCCAAGACAAUUUUAAUAUCCAGACUUCAGAAAAAGCCCGAGGUUUGUCCUAUCAAAAAGGACAGCUAAAGUAUCCAUCUCAAAUACGGUGCAAAAAUGGAAUAUAUCUCACAAACUUGAAAAGUAUAAUGGGUCCUCGAGUUUUGAGUCUCAAGGCAAAGAAACCAUCAGUUUCCCAACUUCUUAAUAUCUCAGGCUCUAAUACAUCAACCAGUAGAAGGAAACUGGGAUGGAACAUCACAAGAUCAAAUAGUGCUGGCAAAAUGAAUCUGAGGGAUGUCAUAUCAGCUUCAUCCCAGGAGGCUGUACAGAUUUUUGUGCCCAGCUCAUCUCCUGGUAGAGGUAGAGAAAGGAAAAAUAUGGUUAUAAGAAGAGUAACCGAAGUAAAGUUUCCCCAAGUGCAGAGCAAAAAAUCACCAGAGAAAACAUAUGCACAGCCAGGUGAAUUUAAAAUGAAAGAAUCAACAGUUUCUUAUUCACUUAGUUCAGAAUUCUCAGAUAUCAAAGUUCAGGAAAAUAAAGAUGGUGAUAUGAUCAGAGCAGGAUCACUUGGGAACAGAGAAAAUCGUUGCCCACCAAAUGCAAAUAAGAUAAGAUUUCUUACUCCAGAGCAGUCCAUUCAGCAAUCCAAGAAUAUGUGUCAAGAUGUUUUGAAUUCUUUUUCUUUAACCAAGAAGUUUUCACUUCAACUUGAGAAGUCAAAGAAAAUAAGUGAUGCUGCUUCCCCAGAGACUCUGAAUUUAAAACGUUCAAAUUUACUGAGAAAGAAAGUACCAGAUAAAACUGACAUGCCUGGGCAUGAUGGUUCCAGAUCUGGAAAAAGAUCCAAAUUACUUAUUUCAAGGCAGAGUAGCGUGCAGCCAAAGGUAGUAUUAAAAUCUUUUCUCUAUUCUGCUUUUGCCUCAGUGAAGUCCCCACUUCAAAAGGAAAAACAAAAGGAAAAAGAAGACUUAGGAGAAGAAAUGGACAGAACAGAACAAAAUCUAUCUCAAGAAGCAGAGAUGUCGUUAAUUAAAAUUGAGUGUAAACAGCUGCUUGACUCAGAAAGGGAUGGUGAUCACCAAAUUUCACCCUCCCAAGGAGAGAGAUCACUGAUUAGGGCACAAUUACUGGAGUGUGGUAGCCCAAGAGAUUCCCUCCCCCAGGAAAACUGGGCAAAUCAGACAGAAUGUUCCAUUACAAAGCAGGAGGAAGGGCAGGAUAAAAGCUAUCUACCAAUGAGUAUUUCAGAAGUUGAGAAUGCUUUUCAGCCCAGUACAGCUCCAUUGGAACAAAAAUCAAUAGAGAUCCUGGAAGAUAUGAAAACAUCAGUAUGUCCUCUAGGUUGUGAAGAAAUCAAAAGAUCUCUUGAGAACUACAUAAAAGCCACAGAUAUUCUCAACUCUCUCUCUGCCACUGUCCCCAGUCCUUCUCAAAUAAAAAUAAAAUAUAUAAAAAUAAUGGAAGACAGUAACAAUUCAGUGUGUAUACCUCUAAUUUGUGGGAAAAUCACACAGUUUGAGUGCAAAGAAGAAAUUGGAGCUGAUGAUAACAAUAACACCAUGUCCAGGCUAUGUGAAAGUAUGAAAAAACAACCAAUAGAGGCAGACAAUAAAAAUACAAUCCAUCUUACUGAAAUAGAAACAUCUGAGAUCUGUGGAGAAAUCACAGUUGAUGAUAACAAUGCCACCAUGCCCAGCGUAUCUGAAAGUACCAAAAAAAUGCCAAUAGAGGCAGACGAUGAAAAUACAGUUCAUCUUACCGAAAUCGAAACAUCUGAGAUCUGUGGAGAAAUCACAGAUGAUAGUAACAGUGUUACCAUGCUCAGUCUACCUGAAUGUAUAGAAAAAAUGCCAAUAGUGGCAGGCAACGAAAAUACAGUUCAUUCUCUAAAAAUUGAGUGUUAUAGAGAAAUCACAGUUGAUGGUAACAAUACCACCAUGUUCAGUCUAUCUGAACAUACCCAAAAAAAUUCAAUAGUGGCAGACGAUGAAAAUUCAGUUCCUUUUCCAGAAACCCAAAGGUCUGGAGAGAGUGAAGUUGAUUCAAAUCUAGCAAAGUCAGAUAAAUAUCCAAAUAGUACCACAGAGGAAAUAGUUCCAGAGAUUCAUGAUUUAGAGGUUGUUUGUGAAAAAAGCAAAAUAGCUCUUGAGACUCAGAAGAAAACAUCCUUUUCAGUAUCUUGCAUUACCCCCAUGCCUAAAUCAUAUUCAAAUGCAAAAACACAAGUGGAAGACAUAAAAGAAACAAUGACUUCACUAGUUGAUAAAGAAAUUCAAACAGCGCCUAAAAGCAUUUCAAAAACUAGAGACACAUCUUCACGAUUGUUAACUUCUCCAACUUACAGAAGAAAAAACAAAAGAAACCUUGGGUUCCUUCCCCAAAAAGAAAUUAGCAAUUUGGGGUAUUCUUCAGCUGCUGAACAAAUGCCACGUGGUAACAAUUCCAUAAAAAGUGGCAGUCUUUUAAACAUCUUUACUUCCUUUCCCACUGAAGUUAAGAAGGAAACUUUAGAUAGACUAGAAGGUGUGAAAAAAUCAAUAUGUUCUCCAAUUUGUGAUGAAAUCAUGAAAUCCUUGCAGGCUCAUAUCACUGAAGCCGUUUCCAAUUCCAUCGAUGCUUCGACACAUAGUCCACACAAAGUUAAAAAGAAAUCAGUAGAAGUAGUAUUGGAUUUGAAGAAAACGUUGCUUACCCUUCCAGUUUUUGAAGGAAGCAGAAAGUUCUGCGAGUCUCCCACAAAACCCAGCGGAGUUAUCGACUGUAGAGGCGCCUCUCUCUCUGAUUCAUUUCAGAAGAAAUUAGUACAAUCAGUUCAGGAUGAGAAAAAUUCAAUGCAGCCAUGUCCGUGUGCAGGCUAUGGAGAAAUGCAGAGUUCCCCAGAAACUCACCAAAAAAUUCCCUCUCCGAAGAACUGGGAAAGUGACGAGAAAACAGAGAAACCUUCUCAGAAGGAUCCAUUUUUAGGGAAAGAGGCUCCAGAGCAAAAUUUGGUGUGUGCAAGGAAAGAAAUUAAGGUCUCCACAAGCCCUCCUUGGAGAAAGACAGCUUUACUGAAGUUUGGAGGCACUGGAGUAGCAGAAUUCCUCAAAUCGCCAUUAAGCUCCAUCUCUAUUCUUGAUAGACUAACUGCUAAUGAAAAAAAUGUUCUUAUUUUUCAUUUAGAAAAAAAAAGGUUAGAAUUGAGACAGGAAAAUAUCCAUACAAUAGUCACUAAAUCCUACCAAAAAUUGCCUUCUCUCAUCAAACCAUAUAUUCCCAAAGAAGCUCAUUGUGAUAGGCGGGUUUUUCCAAGAUGUAGAAAAUUAAACUUUAUGCCUCAGGAAGCGAUUGAUUCCAUAGAAAUUAACUUAAAACACAAAUACCUGGUGUUUCUUUUUGGACUCCCCUCUAAUAGCCAGAACUCGUUAAAAGAACUCAGUCCAAAGGCUGUAACUCCCAUCCAGAAGACCACCUUCAGGAAAUAUAAAGAGAAAUAUUUUAUCCAAAAUCUAAUAGUAAUUAAAAAAGAAGUUAAGGAGUUAUUAGAAUUCCACAUAAGUGAAAAACAGAAACUUGGUUUUUCAAAUUCACUCAUUAGUUCUCUUCAGAACUUUAUCCCCAGUCCACCAAAAAACAUAUAUGGCCCAGAAGUAGGAAAAACUGUGAAAAGAGUCAUUUGUUCCCUUUUCAUUGAGGGUGAAACAAGGAAAAGUUUACCGUGCCAUUUGAGAAAAAUGGCAGCUGAGCAGAAGUGUGGAAUUCCCUCAAAAUUAAUGAAAUGUGAGAGUACAACAAAAGAAUUAUUCCCUGUCAACAGUAUGAAAGCGCUGAUUGUUAACAAAUUAAAUGUUACAAAUUACACCAAUGAGAACAUUAAACAAGCUGUAGAGUUCAAUAUGCAAUUAAGACUAAAUCAAAAAUCUGCAUUUUUACCUACUCAAAAUAAUACGACAAAAUCACUGCCUCUAGUUUUACAGAGACUCCCAGCCAAAGAUUUAAGAAAGCUUGUUAUAUGCUUUUUAAUGAAAACAUUGGAGAUCAAAAUGAACAUGAUUCCUGGAGUGGUGGUAGAAUCCAUAAAAAUGGUAGAUAAUCAAGUCCCAAGAAAAUCUCGAUUAGAAACAAUUCAUCCUAACAGAGUCACAAAGCCAAGGAGCACAAAAUUGCCAUUCAUGGAGCCUGAGGCUCUUCAUCAAAUAACUCUUAAUUUACAACACAAAUGUCUCAUGUUUCACUUAGGUCUUCCUGUUGAGAAACUGCCUCCCAAACUGACCACGUCCACCCACUAUGUGCCCAGGCCCAAGCUUAAUAAAAAAUGUAAGUCUGUAAAUGAGGGUGGAACCAAAGUUUGCUUUUCCAUCGAUACUGAGAAAUUAGAGCGACACAUCUCUUUCAAAAAGCAGAAUCCUUAUAAAAUACCCCCAUCAAUUAUAAAAUUACUGAAGUCAUUUAUACACUCUGUUUGUCCUUCUGAAUGUUCUUCUGUGGCAAUGAACGACAGGGAAAUUUUGGAAAAAACACUUUCUCUCCAUUAUUACAGCGCUGUCCUUGACACUCAGUUUUGUAUACAGAAAGAUUGUGCUGAGCGUUCCUUUCACAGGUCUACAGGAGAAAAGAAGCCCUAUGACGUUUUACAAAUACCUCCAAGGUUGACUAAAACUGUCCCUGUUCCUCCAAAAGAUGCCUCAACAAAUACUGAUCGCUGCAUGGACUCCAAAGUAUCUUCCCUUCCCAAAGAGGAACUUAUUCCCGAGCUGCAGGAAAGCAAGUCUGAAUCAACUCCUGCCCCAAUAGAGGCAGAGGAUAAUUUCGUCAUUAUUCAGACAAACAUUGAUAAAGAGUUGGACUUCAAUGCAUCAUCACUUCAGAAGACCGAAAAUGCUUCUGAUGUCUCUGAAAACCAUAGUGAACGUUUAACAUCUUCACCUGAGAUUGGCGAUAUCUUUGACACCAAGGAGAAGGUUAAAGCAAGCAUUGAUGGUGUUGUCUUAACGUCAACUUCAGGUAAGAAGACUGAAGUUAAUUUUAAAUGUCAGGAAAGUGGCCAGAAAUCUGUCAAAUUAAUGAUAUCUCCACUACUGCACAAGAAAAGAGUGGAAGCAGAAAUGCCUUUCCAGACACCCAACGUGAUCUGUAGGACCUUUAAGAAGUCCUGGGAAAAUGUGCCUUUAUCAGAUGGUCCUUCUUCAAGGCAAGAUCAGAAGGAAAUGUCUUUUGACAUGCCAUUUAAGUUGGAGGACUUCAGUCCUUCAGAAAAACCCAGCAAAACAAACAGAGUUGGGACUAAAACAAAGCCAGUUUGCCAUGGAAAGAAGGUAAGUCCCCAAAGCAGUCAAGCUUCUGGAAAACCCAGCUCAUUUCUAACAGCAACUUACUCUAAAACUUGUCCACAUAAAAAAAAGAAACCACAUCCUAAAACUCAUUCUCCAGUUACCUCCAUGCCUGAGGGGUCAUCAGGAGCUCAAUCCGAGCCACCUUCAUUUCCCAGAGAAGAGAAGCUUUCAAAGAAAAUACAGAAUCAUAUAAACUAUCCAUCGGCUUCCCCAUUUGACUCAAGCACCAAAGUGACAUUUGAAACAAAUGGUGGGGAUAUUAUUUCUCUCAUGGAAAAUAAAGACAAAAAGAAGCCCAAUCUACCCAAAAAGAAUACUAGGGCACUUGAUUAUGAUUGUGAUUUUACAGAGAUUGAAAAGAAACAGAGGAAGCAAGGGAUAAAAUAUUACUCUGGUGUCAAAAGUCCAGAGCAGCAUUUCUCAACUAAACCUAAAUCACCUUUCAAACGCCAGCAAGAAAAUGACUAUUUUCUUAGUAAGAGAAAAAACACCCAACCUUUUUUUUAUGCCUGCACACCAGCAGAUACUCCAGGGUACCAAUCCAAGACCAUUCGCUGGAAUAUCCCCCAAAAUGUCUGUGGACAGAGUAUGUUUAGAGUUCCUUUGGUAGCAAAGCUUUCAAAUCCAGAAAAAAUAUGGAGUUCAUCCAAGAAGUUUUUGGAGUUAGUUGCAGGGCCCUUUAACUUAUGCCCAGUCAACCAAAAGUGACGUAAAUCAGAUCUGGACUUCUCAUAAAUAAUGUUGUCAAACUGUGAAGCAAUAAAACCGGGUAAAAUCCAA